GUUUCCAGCAUCACUAGCUCGGAAAGGAUGUUAGCAUUUUAUUUUCAAAAGACGCGACGAAUAACCAUCACGGAAUUGAAAACUUGUUCCUUGUGAUGUUUCCGUGAAACACAAAGAACAACAACGUGGUUGAACAACAACGUGAACAAAUGUUGGUCAUAAAACAACUACCAUCUGAAGGCUCAGCCUGCUGCUAAGACCUCCAGCCGUUAGGGGGGGAUAACGCAGCUACCGGAAGUGGAGUAAGAAGAAGUUCCACGGCGUCUUUUUUAAAAGCUCGUUGACGGUCGUCUCUUUGGUGCUGGCCUUCGCGUUUAAAACAACACACAACAAGAAUGCAAAAAGACAACAAUACGACACGCUAAGUCGUCUUCCACGGGCGUACUGGUUCAUGUCUUGUGGACUUUAAUGAACGUGGUCGGGCUCCGGUGAGGAAAACAAACACGCCGAUUCUGUCGGCUAACAACAAGCUAGGGGCUAAUGUUAGCUUUGAUUGGCUUCCUUAGUACACAACUUUUCAUCUAUUUUUUACUACAUGGCUCACUAGUUCAUGGAUAUGCCAUUUAAACAUGCGACUGUUAUGUGGAGUUUGUCUAACAGCGGAAAUAAAUCGUUAUUUACUUGUUUGACCCCAAAUAAGUGGAAAUGCAUCGAAUCGGCAAGCUAGUCAUAUCUUUCAGAAAUUAUUUUUAUGUGGAUUAGAAUCAUAUCGUCAUAUAAAGGUUGUUGUUUAGUAUUUCUGCCUGCCCGCCUUGGAGUAAAGGAAACUAUGGAUAAGCUGGACUUCUCAGAAGAGGAAAUUAAGGAGCAACUGGCCGUCUUGGGUUACACGAACGUUCCCGAAGACAGACUGAGACAAUUCAAGCAAGACCCGUGUUAUCGACCGAUCAGAUCAAUGUAAAGUCUAUAGAUGGUGUACCUAGUGAAGUUUCCAACCUUGAACUGCUGAUUCAAAAUGGCAGCCGGACAAACGCCUCUGGGUCAUCUUCCAACAUGAACGUCAAAGCACACGAACCGAGACCUCCGGCAUUCAUCAAAGAGAAAGUUAGCCCACGUGACUUUGAAGCCUCUGCUGGGGGGUUUUAUCUCCACAGUGAGCACCACAACACACAGGUUGUCGGUGGUUGCGCCAAUGAAGGCGACAGAUGGACAGAUGGACGAGAGCACAUGGACCACGAGGACGCGCCGCCAGCCUCACAUGCCGCUGGUCACACACUCAUCCCCGACACCCACGGGAGGCACUUCAUCAAGAGAAAAGUCCUCAGGAAGCGGGGGGGACAGUCGCUGGUCUGUGAUGAAUCCAUCUACAGCCAAGACUCUGAUUUUUCUAGCAGCGUCCAGGAGCAUCUAUCAGACCUUACUUUGUCUCCAUCAACACAUCGCAACAUCACCAUCCAGAGUGGCAACACGCUUGACUCCGACAUGGAGGGCGGCGCCCUCAGUGCCUUUGACUCCUUCGUCACGCACUCAACACGAGCAAGAAGUGACAGCAACCUCCCAAGCAAACCCAAAUCCUUCAUCCGACCCAUCAUGACCCAGCAGACCAUCAAGAAGACUGACCCGGUGGCCAGGUACUUCCAGUACAAGCAGCUGUGGGACACAUUCAAGCUUCCUGGAGAGCAUGACCACAAGCAACUCCGCUGGGAAAUAAGGGAGCGACUAGCCUACCAGCCUCCAGCACCCAAACCUCGCAGAAACUGCAUCGCCAACACCUACGUGGUCCCGACAGAAAAGAAACGCACAGCUCUGCGCUGGGAGGUCAGGAACAACCUGGCCCGCGGAGCAACACCUCAUCAAUUUACAUAUUAAUUUUGGACUUAUAUUGUUUUAGCAUGUUUUUAUUAAAUGGUUUUAUCAUCACACACACGGAGAAGGGGCCUAUGGGAAGUCUGAGUAUGGCAGUUUGAAGGGGUAGAGUGGCGUGUAGCGCUGGUUGUGCCACAGCAGCUUUUUCUCCAGGAAUUGAACUGUCGGCAGGGUGAGCACCACGGUUUCAUGCUUCAACAAGCUGUGCACGUUCAGACCUGCAGGACGAGACAGCAAACAUCUGACGGUGACACCUUCAAGCAUCCUCUCCUCACCUAAGCUCUGGACUUUACAGCAACACGAGUACACUGGGUGCACGGUAUGGCAAUGUAGUUCAUCAGUAUGUACGUGCUACUAAAUUAUUAAAUAGGUACUUGCUAGUGCACACUUACUACUUUGUAGUAAAGUAUAUCCUAUGUAGCGUAGGGCUGUCUUCGACUAAGGAUUUUCAUAGUCUGAUUCGUUAGAUUUUGUCUAUAGUUGACCAAUUGUCAAAAUUUUUUUUCCCCACCUGGCAAGUGGGCAUAAAAUGGAAACAUGGCUUGAAAAACAACUUGCCAAAACUCAGCAGCCUAAGUUUGUUGGACUCAAAUCCACAGACAGGAUAUCAAAGUUAAAACAGUCUGACCUGUUUUAAAUGAUUUGCUGUUGGUUAUCACGUGAUACACUCCUGAUCAAAAUCUUAGGACCAGUUGAAAAAUUGCAAGAAUUUGCAUUUUGCACAUUUGGAUCUUAAUGAGGUUUUAAGUAGAGCUACAAUAUGCAAAAGCAAGAAGGGGGAGUGAGAUAAAAGGCAUUUGGAAAAAGUAAUUUAUUGAAAACAUAGGCUUUUUAACGCCUAAUCAAAAGUAAGACCACAGGCUAUAAAAGCCAAAAUGUUCAUUUUCUGUCAGGCAUUCACACUGUCAUGCCCUCCUGAUGGCUAAAGCUAAGAAGCUUUCUCUCUUGAACAUGAUCUGAUUGUGGAGCUGCAUAAGCAAGGCCUCUCGCAGCGUGCCAUUGCUGAAGUUGGUUGCAGUAAAUCACUUUUUUUUUUUUUGGAAAUAUCCUAAGCAUUAUGGAACAAAAAAGUCAAGUGUUAGCAAUUUUUCAACUGGUCUUAAGAUUUUGAUCAGGAGUGUACGUAAGAAGCUGUAGACAAGUCGCACUUCACUUUCGUGGACUCAUCUUAACCUUUUCAAAAUACUUAACAUUUCAAAUGAAUUUGUAUCCAUUUUUAGCCCACACCCUGAACAGCUGCUCAGAACUACACAAUACUGUACAGCCAUCAGUACAAUACAAUUUGACGAUGACACUGAUAGUCAAAUCAGACUGCUCUGAAUCGAAUUGUCGACUAAAAAUUGUAAGACAGCCUUAAUGUAGUGCACUAAAUCACGUGUAAUGUACUUGUAACUACACAUUUGGCAGUAAAGUCGUCCCUCGCUACAUAAUGGUUCCAACAUCACAAUUAAAACAUCGCGUGCACUAUCACGGUUUUCAAAAAUUAGUAAAUGAUCGCUGUUUUGUGAUUGAAUACAGUGUAUUAGUAAAAAAAAAAAAAAAAAUUAACAAAACUGAUUCUUGGCCUAAAUCAUUUCUAAUUUUGGCCCAAGCAUUUUAAAGCAUAAAAAUGGCUAAAUGAACUAAAAUACAAGGCAGAAGACACGUUCUAAUUGUGAAUGUAGUAUUCUACAUUGGCCACUAGGUGUCAAUUGAUGAAAAAGGCACCAAACGUGGUCAGAACAGGCAUUUAUUGCAGGUUUAAAUGAUCUCACAACAGGCACAAUAAUAGUAACAUAAUAACCAUAACAACAACAUGGGCUAUUGUUGGGCCAUAACCCACAAGCUAAAACUCAACUCUGAAGCUCUCACAUCGCUUCCUGUCCACAACACAUCUGUCUGCACGCCACUAAGGUCCCCCAGGGAACACAUUUACUGUGACACACACGAGUAGGUGUUUUAUUUGAAUCUUAAAUGGCUUAUAUACUCUUAUUAUGUCUACUAUAUUGGAUAAUACGAGUGGAAAGCCAUUUAAAGCCACCAUUAGAAUACAUUGAUGAGACAAUAGCCACCGCAGUAAGUACACUGUCUAGAAAAAAAAAAAAACAUGGAACUGCCGAUAUGUGAGUCUAUUUUAUUCAUGUCAAAUAUGUCUCCUUUUCUAUAAUUUUAUCUACUAUAUUGGGUAAUACAAAUCUAAAAGGUGACUAUAGGCAUGUUAUUUUAUGUCUAGAGGGCUCUCAUAAUGUUAAAAACAUAUUUAGAAGAUCGCAAACAAGUUUUCUAUGCCAUAACUACAAAAAUAUUCCAUUUAUUAAUAUUGAAUCCUACUUUGCGGAAAUUGACGCAUUGCGGUUGGGUCUGGAAACAAUUAACAGUGAUAAACGACGGAUUACCGUAUAGUGCAUACUAUGUGGUGCACACUACAGAAUGCGUGCUUUGUAGCAGCACGUAUGUGGUACUUUAUACUUCCUAUCUACAUACGUAGUAUAAAGUGCAUACUACACACUUGGUAGUAUACAGAGCAUACUAUGUGGUACUACUUUAUGCUUCCUAUGUACAGUACAUAAUACAUACUAUAUAGUGCACACUACUCACUUGGUAGUAUACAGUGCAUAACAUGUGGUGCACACUACAGAAUGAGUGCUUGGUAAUAGCGUGCACUAUGUGGUGCAUACUACCAAAUACACUAUGCUGCAUAUACUUAGUCCUUGGUUGUGUUGCACAUACUUAGUACACUAAGUCCCCAACCAAUGAACACAAUUGGUUCCAGACGACCGUUCGCAAGUCGAUUUGUUCAUAACUCCAACAAAAGGUAAUAUUACCAAUGAUAUAGGUACUACAUGUACGUGUAUACAUAUAUACAUACUGUAUAUGCGUAUGUAUCUAAAUAUGAGUUUGGAUGCGGUAGUAAUAUUAAACGAGGAUAAUUAAUGAAAAAAAACAUAAUAAAAAUGAUAUAAUACGCAAUGAUAAAUGUUAUUUACCUUUGAAGAGGAGUGGUCGAGCAUACGUCGUUGGUGGUGGAGGAGGAGUUAUUGAAAAAAAAAGGACAAAUGGUUGUCGUCGUUAGACUCUUCUAAAAGAGGUAGUGUUCUGUGCGUGGUGUAGAAUUAAGCAGGCCCAUUGACUCGUCAUAAACUUUAAUCACACGCUCUGUCUGGGUUGUAUCAUACUACAACCUAGUCUUCCUUUCUCCUCUUCCUCUACCUGUUGGUCCCAUUAGCAGUGUCACAGUGCCCUCUACUGAUCAAGCAUGUAGCAGUAUAAAUAUGGAGUUCCAAAAGGCAAAAUACAUGAAAAUAUUGACCAGUCAGCCUGUGUUCGUAUCUCCGAAUGUUCGCAUGUCUGAUGUUCGUAAGUUGGGGACUUAGUGUACUUGGUUUGGGAGUAUACACUAUGUUGUGCUUCUAAUGUAGCAUAAAGUGCACUUGUUAGUACAUAGUGUGUACCAGUAGUAUGCACUGCAUAGUACCUCCAAUGACGUACACAACUACAUGGUGUACACUGCCAAACCAGUAGUUUGUACACACUGAACAUACUAGAGAUGAAGCUGAGUACUCACCGAUGGCUGGAAUGAGGUUGACUGUCUUGAGCGUGGCCGUGGCCUCGAGGAUGUUGGCAGGAAAGUCUUCACCUCUAAAAGCCAACAGAGCGGAGAUGGACUUGAGCAACGUUGUGAAGUUCAGCAACGUCAAAGUUGAGCUUUCACGUACAUGUCCACUACCAACACAGACCCCCCCCAUGCUUUGUGUCUGAUGGCGUCCAGCAGGUCCUGCGAAUCUGGACUGUGGAUAUUCAGAGAGUCCACAAUGUGCAGGUAACCCUGGGGACGUCAAAUGACAAUAAACUUAUUUAUACAGGGCAGCGUAUUCGUCUUUUGUGGACAUAUCACGUGGCCCGUGUUACCUGGGCGAUUUUGGAGCUCAGCGCCACUUUGAGUCCCAGCACGCGGACCUUCAUGGGCAGCAUGUAGUAGUAGCUGGUGGGCCCACGGGGUCCGUGAGCCACGCCCCCUGAAUAGACCACAGCGUGUCACACAAAAGAAGAAAACUUGUUAGAACAGAAGCAGUCACCUCCUCUCCAUAAUGGUGAUCGGAUGCUGCCGUGGCGAGCUCGCCCGCUUCCUUUCUGGUUCCACGGUUUGCGACCGCCCCCUCUCACCUCUGACCUCACCUUUGUGUUGGCAUAGCUCUGAUAAAGAAUACAAAAUUUGAUAUAAAUGUUUUUUGUCACAUGACUUAUAUGCAGACCAUCAGUGAGGAAAAGAAAGUGAAUUGUUAAGAUGGAGGAAGAGGAAAUGAGGUGAAAAACAGGAAAUGAAAUGACAACAGGAACACGACAUGGGGCAAAAAAGAGGAAAUGGAAUGACCACACAAGCAGGAAGAAGCCGUGAGACAACAAGAAGGAACAGGAAGUGAGUUGGAAGCAUGCAGGAAGAGGAAAGGAGGUGACUGUUCAACUCACGACGCGUUUGUAACUUCUCUGCCACAUUUCAACACUGUGGAUGAUGUCAAGUCUAGGAACAAAAGUUUCACACAUCAUUUUCACAAAAAAAACAAAAACACAUUCCCAUGGAUAAAAGCCAGCUCGCCGUUUUACCUGGGAGGAACGGCGAAGACGUCAGGGUGCAGCUCAGCCACACCCAGCGGCUCACUGUCCCGCCUGUCCAGAGAGUCCACCCACAUUCGCACGGGGGUCAAGUGGGCGGGAAUGUCUGCAU
Dunckerocampus dactyliophorus (ringed pipefish) is the source of this 6508-nucleotide messenger RNA. It is a transcript of the gene hyls1, whose product is annotated as HYLS1 centriolar and ciliogenesis associated. The record is from RefSeq and is a predicted model, not a curated record. Lineage: Eukaryota; Metazoa; Chordata; Actinopteri; Syngnathiformes; Syngnathidae. The transcript is spliced from 12 exons. Bases 994 to 1809 code for a protein of 271 amino acids. Gene Ontology annotation, biological process: cilium assembly. Gene Ontology annotation, cellular component: non-motile cilium; centriole.